Messenger RNA from Trichosurus vulpecula (common brushtail), 2371 nucleotides. RefSeq names its product proteasome 26S subunit, non-ATPase 5 (gene PSMD5). The record is from RefSeq and is a predicted model, not a curated record. The transcript is spliced from 10 exons. NCBI's taxonomy places the organism in Eukaryota, Metazoa, Chordata, Mammalia, Diprotodontia, Phalangeridae. Gene Ontology annotation, biological process: proteasome assembly. Gene Ontology annotation, cellular component: cytosol. Bases 19 to 1533 code for a protein of 504 amino acids.
UCGCGUAGCUCUGGAAAGAUGGCGGCGCAGGUGGUAGAUCUGCUGCGGGAGGUGGCGCGGCUGGAGGCACCGCUGGAGGAGCUCCGGGCCCUGCAGGCUGCCGUGCAGGCGGUUCCUCUCAGCUCUCUCCGGGAACAGGCGGCUGAGCUCCGGCUCGGGCCUCUCUUCUCGCUACUCAACGGGAAUCACCGGGAGCAGACUACCUUGUGUGUGUCCAUCCUGGAGAGAUUUCUCCAAGCCAUGGAACCAGUCUACGUGGCCCGAAACCUUAGGGAUGAACUGCAUAGGGGACUAUCUCACCCUGAUGAUGCUGUGGUAAUCCUUACUCUGUCCCAGGUUGGAAGAAUUGUAGAAAAUUCAGAGGCCAUUACUGAGACUCUCAAUAGUCCUGAAUUACUGAAGGAAAUAAUUUAUUGCAUUGGUGCAGAAAAAUUGGCUGUAGCUAAAGCGGCCAUCAAGUCAUUGUCAAGAAUAUCCUUAACUCAAGCUGGAUUGGAGUCUUUAUUUGAAAGCAGCCUGCUAGAUGAUUUGAAAAAUGUAAUGAAAACAAGUGACAUUGUACGGUACAGAGUCUAUGAGCUGAUUGUGGAGAUUGCCUCUGUGUCACCAGAAUCCUUAAAAUACUGUACCAGCAGUGGAUUAGUAACCCAGCUUAUUAGAGAGCUGACUGGUGAUGAUGUGCUAGUCAGAGCCACCUGUAUAGAAAUGGUGACAUCAUUGGCAUACACUCAUCAUGGACGACAGUACCUUUCCCAAGAAGGAAUAAUUGAUCAAAUAUCUAAUAUCAUCGUUGGGGCAGAUUUAGAUCCUUUCUCCAGUUUCUAUUUGCCAGGAUUUGUCAAAUUUUUUGGCAACCUGGCAAUAGUGGAUAGCCCUCAACAGAUCUGUGAACGAUACCCAGUCUUUGUAGAAAAAGUUUUUGAAAUGGCAGAAGGUCAGGAUCCGACCAUGAUAGGAGUAGCAGUGGACACCCUAGGGAUCCUGGGCUCAAAUGUGGAAGGAAAACAGGUUUUACAAAAAACAGGAAGUCGGUUUGAACACCUGCUAAAGAAAAUAGGACACCAGGCAAAGAAUGCUUCAACAGAACUAAAAAUUAGGUGCUUGGAUGCAAUUUCAUCUCUUCUUCAUUUACCACAUGAUCAACAGACUGAUGAUCUCCUAAGAAUGACAGAAUUCUGGUUCUCAUCUUUAACUCAGGAACCACUGGAACAUUUUAGGGGUAUCAGCACCCAACCUUUCCCUGAGCUGCACUGUGCUGCAUUAAAAGUGUUCACAGCUAUUGCAAACCAACCCUGGGCUCAGAAACUUAUGUUUAACAGCCCAGGGUUUGUGGAAUACAUUGUGGAUCGGUCUGUGGAACAUGACAAAGCUUCAAAAGAUGCCAAAUAUGAACUAGUGAAAGCCCUUGCAAACUCAAAAACAAUUGCAGAAAUCUUUGGAAACCAAUAUUAUUUAAGACUAAGAGCUUACCUGAGUGAAGGCCCAUACUUUGUGAAGUCUGUUUCAACUACAGCUGUGGAAGGAGCAGAAUGAGUUGCACAAAAUUCAUUUUAGGGGACCAGUCUUCAUGACCAAGACAUCUUCCAAAGAUCUUUGAGGUUUUUUUUCUUUUUGUUUUGUAUUUAACAUAACAGAUAGAAAAUACUUCUAGCUAUAAUUGCACUUUAAAAAAAAUUAUCAUGGUAUGUUUAAGGUAGACUAACAACUAUGCAUUUGUUGUUGCUGUAUUUGAAGUACAUUGUGGAACUGGGGUUUGGAGCUCUUUGAUUGUAAAAUGAAAAUAUUCCAUAUUGCAGGGGACUUUGGUCAUUAUUUGAACUAUGUAUUUUUCUGCCUUCCUAAAUACACAUGAUCUUGCCAAAAUUGCAUGUAAUUUAAAAAAAUAUAGCCACAAAUGCUAGGAAAUUCUUUGCCCUAGAGAUGCGCAAAUUGAAAAUGCUUCCUCCCACAAAGAAUCCUGCUUUAUUCAGAAGAGAAGCAAAUUGCAUUAGGAAUUCUCUUCUACUCCUAGCCGACCUUUUUGUUCUUUAUCCCACUAUCUCGUCACUAUUGAAUGUGCAUACUCUUUAGAUUAUAAAGCAGUGUGGACUCCUAAAAUUAUGUGUUCUCAUCUUUAUAAUUCAAGUAAACCAUUUUUAAUAAGGUCUCUUUGGUGAGCUUUUGGGGUGAGUUUUUAUAAUUGUUGUCUUUUCUAAGAAAUUGAAACAUUCUGUGACUUAAGGAAAAUCCAGGGGAUAAAAAAACCUUCCAACUUGAAAUCUUGUUUUGAUAACUUUUUGCUGUAACUACUGAAUUGCAUCUGUUCUGUUUUUAUAUCUGACUCUUCCCACUUUUUUCCCGUUGCACUUGAUUAAAAAACUCUCCCUGGCAA